This is a messenger RNA of Nicotiana tabacum (common tobacco), 1115 nucleotides long. The record is from RefSeq and is a predicted model, not a curated record. NCBI's taxonomy places the organism in Eukaryota, Viridiplantae, Streptophyta, Magnoliopsida, Solanales, Solanaceae.
UCUACUCAUAAGCAUUGUUUGCUUUCUGCUUCUAAAACCUCCUAUCUUUUUUUUAAGAAGAACAAGAUUCUUGAUAUAACAUCAAUAUUCAAGCCCUUUUUGCAAGAUGUCAACCUUUCUGUUGGCUUUGUUAUCAUCUCUAGCAAUAUUGUGGAGGCGCUUGGUGUCAAAGUAUACCAGAUUGCCUUAGUUGUUCAACUACGGAAUUAGGUUCUUCUAAGCAGAUGAAGAAUGGAUCUCGGUUUGCUGGGAUACUUUAUAAUAAUCCCCAAAAUAAUCCAGACUUUUACAACUGGAAUAGGGUGAGGGUGAAGUAUUGUGAUGGUUCAUCUUUCAGUGCUGAUAACGAACAAGUUGACCCUGACAACAAGCUGUUUUUUAGAGGGGCAAGAAUAUUUAAGGCCAUUAUGAAAGAUUUAUGGAGCAAAGGCAUGCAAAAUGCUGAAAAUGCAAUUUUGAGUGGAGUUUCAGCAGGAGGGUUGGCUACAAUCUUGAACUGCGACAAGUUCAAAUCCCUCUUGCCAAAUGAUGCCAAAGUUAAGUGUGUCGCAGAUGCAGGCUUUUUCAUUAAUGGCAAGACAAUCUCUGGUACUUCAGAUAUUCAAGAGAUGUAUCAGAGAGUUGUGACAUUACAUGGAUCGGCUAAGAAUUUGCCUCCAUCUUGCACAUCUGCAAUGGAACCAAGUCUGUGCUUUUUCCCUCAGAAUGUUGUUCCAUAUGUCGAGACUCCAUUGUUUAUAAUCAACUCACACUAUGACUCUUGGCAGAUUGAAAAUAUUUUGGUUCCUAAAUACCUCGAUCCUCAACAUGUCUGGGACGAUUGCAAGAAACAAAUAAGCAACUGCACAUUUAGCCAACGUUUAAUUAUUCAAGUUUUUGGAGUGGAAUUUUUGAAGGCAUUUGAGGGACUCGACCCUUCUUUUAUGAGGGGUUAUUUCAUCACAUCUUGCCAUUUUCAUGGUGCAAUUAUGUCGACGAAUUUCUGGUUGAGUCCUACCUCUCCAAGAUUACUUCAUAAGACAAUUGGUGAAGCUGUUGGGGAUUGGUUUUUUGACAGAGCAGGGUUUCAAUACAUAGACCUAUAUCCUUGUGCUCGAGAUUGCGAGCUACUAUAA